Drosophila melanogaster (fruit fly) is the source of this 720-nucleotide messenger RNA. RefSeq lists its product as uncharacterized. NCBI's taxonomy places the organism in Eukaryota, Metazoa, Arthropoda, Insecta, Diptera, Drosophilidae. The transcript is spliced from 2 exons. The coding region runs from base 134 to 607 and encodes 157 amino acids. The record is from RefSeq and is marked reviewed.
AAAAAAUGUAACAGAUCAGAUAUAAAGUUGUUUCGAGACUAACUUUCAGUACUCCCAAUACUCCAACCAGCAGCCACUCCAAUUUGUCCUAUCAGCCUGUUUCCCAGUGUGAUUGGCCCGUUGAAGGCUCAACAUGUGCGCUUGCCCUUGUUCAGGAAGAAGUCUACCACCUCAGAGCAACAACCCUGAUUCUUGCCCAGCUCCUGGCUCACGGGGCGGUCCAGGUGCUGGUGGAGGUGCCCCUGGUGCCGGUGGAGGCGGCCCAGGUGGUCGUGGAGGGGGCCCGCCCCAAAAGCGUGGAACGUGUGGCCCCAAACCUUGCGGCGGACAGCAGUGCAAUAAAUGCGGUAAGGGAGGCCCUGGAGGAAGAGGUGGCCCUGGAGGAAAAGGUGGUGGCCCUGGAGGAAGAAAUGGCCCUGGAGGUAGUGGUGGUCCCGGAGGCAGAAAUGCUCCCAAUGGCGGUGGUGGAGGCGGAGGAGGACCUUUUGGGCUGAGUGCCCCACCAAACAAUCGCGGACCCAAGGCUCUGGGACUGGCUGCUCUGCUCUUUGCCGUCGGCGUCUACCUUACAUUAAAAAUGGUUAUUGUGGCCAGUGAAAUUGGAUGAGCGCAGACAGGACGGCAUUGGGCCCGGCUCAGAUCUCCAAUGCGGAGUAAGUUUAAGAGCAUUUAAGAGGCGUUGCGUUGGGUAAAAUAAAUUCGAAAUUGCGUAUUUAGCCU